CCACCUGAUCUUUGGGGGCUCGUGCCCCAUAUAAAAGGCUGCGUUAGUGCUGAGCUCAGCUAGUAGUCAUCUCUCUCCUCUCUGUAUCUCUCCCUCUGUACGUAAUUUCUCUCUCCUCUCACCAGCCUUCUGUCCCUUUCCAACCUUUUCUAUCUCUCUUCUCUGGGCAAAGAGGAUAUUCAGGCCAAAAAGAGUUGUCUGUUGUUUUUUUUUUUUUUUUUUUUUUAAGAGGAACAUUUCCAGAGCAUCAGUAUUUGCGUCAUCAGCCUCCAUUUUGGUUUCUUAGACUUUACCUUUUUUCUUCAAGUGUUUUUGUAUUUUUUUUCCGUAAUAUUUCCAUGUGGCUCUAGCGCUUUUGACUGUUGUGACAAUGCCACGUUCCUUUUUGGUUAAACAACUGAAAGUCCAUGACUUCACUACCUCCGGUCAUCAUCAUCCUCACCACCAUCACUCGGCUGGAUCUUAUUCUGUGACACGUGCCAUCACCGAGUCUGCAACCAACUUGGCGGUCCGUUUAAGUGAAAAUGGAUACAUCCAGGAUUACCUCAUUCCCUCUGUGUGCCAGAACACAAAGGAGGCAGGGUUGCCGAGAGGGGUCCUCAACGUCCUCUCCUCAGGACCCCUGUACUCCCCGAGGAAUGCAGGGGGGGGGAGCGGGGGGGAGGAGUUCUCCGACCACGACAUGGAGCAUCCCGACAGCCCCCGCUCCAGCGCUGCCGAGUCGGAAAGCAGCAGCUGUCUGGAGUCCGAGAGCUCCGAGGGCUUCUCCCCCGCCUUCCUCAUCUCCGAUGGCCGCUCCCGGAGAGCGACCAGUCAGAGGUGCCCCCGCAAGGGAAGCAACCCUGACAGCAGCGACGAGGUGACCUCUACAGAGUCAACACCAACCAAGGGCAAGUCAAAGGGGCCAGGACGUUACACGUGCGGCGAGUGCGGCAAAACCUAUGCCACCUCCUCCAACCUGAGUCGCCACAAGCAGACGCACCGCAGUCUGGACAGCCAGCAGGCCAGGAAGUGCCCCACCUGCCAUAAGGCGUACGUAUCCAUGCCUGCACUCGCCAUGCACAUGCUCACUCACGACUUGCGCCACGAGUGCAACGUAUGCGGCAAGGCAUUCAGCCGACCCUGGCUCCUUCAGGGUCACAUGAGGUCACACACGGGGGAGAAGCCCUUUGCCUGCGCCCACUGUGGCAAAGCCUUCGCUGACCGAUCCAACCUGCGCGCCCACAUGCAGACACACUCGGCCUUCAAGCACUACACCUGCAAGCGGUGUGACAAGAGCUUCGCGCUGAAGUCUUACCUGAACAAGCACUAUGAGUCAGCCUGUUUCAAAGGGUCUGGGGACGAGGAUGACUGCAGCUCCGAAGACUGAGCAAGUCACAUCCACAACAACAACAACAACAACAUUUUGGAACUUUGUCCCAUCCAAGUUAAGAGACAUUCAGUUAGCACUUCAGAAAAUAAAUUUAAUAUCAAGAGGUGAUUCAAAUAACUGAAAUCUCUCUUGCACGUCUUCCUGCUCCCGCCUUUAAUGAAAGCAAUAACGCCACUUACCUUUCCUCUUACAACUGGAAGAUAAUAUUAAUAACUGAUAAUAACUGAUAAAUGACUCAAAGCGCAAAGGUGGAUGUUUGGACUCAAUUUCUAAAUGAUGGACUGUUUAUUUGGCUGCAAUAUUUCCAGUAAUAUUAUGUUAACCAGAGAGCUCUUAAUGACCAUCAAUUUCUUUAUUAUUAUGUAUUUGUGUAUUUAUUCAUUUAUUUAUGUAGUAUUGACUAUUUAUUGAUCAGAUGAUAUGAUUGAUUAUUUAUUGAUCAGAUGAUAUGAUUAUUUAUUUCUUAAUGAA
This is a messenger RNA of Osmerus eperlanus (European smelt), 1843 nucleotides long. RefSeq names its product transcriptional repressor scratch 2-like. Gene Ontology annotation, molecular function: DNA-binding transcription factor activity, RNA polymerase II-specific; RNA polymerase II cis-regulatory region sequence-specific DNA binding. The coding region runs from base 371 to 1369 and encodes 332 amino acids. The transcript is spliced from 2 exons. Gene Ontology annotation, biological process: regulation of DNA-templated transcription. Lineage: Eukaryota; Metazoa; Chordata; Actinopteri; Osmeriformes; Osmeridae. The record is from RefSeq and is a predicted model, not a curated record.